Molecule: messenger RNA, 1672 nt
Organism: Sorghum bicolor (sorghum)
Lineage: Eukaryota; Viridiplantae; Streptophyta; Magnoliopsida; Poales; Poaceae
Exons: 1
Coding region: 438-1223 (261 amino acids)
Source: RefSeq, a predicted model, not a curated record
GGGAGUAAUCUUCUUAAUUAAUAACCACAACAAAAAGCAUUGUAAAGUUAAGCUCGUACAGUAACCACAACAAGCUGGGAUUACACAAACGUCACACACAAACCACGCUACCACCGCACAGCUUAUAUAAAUCCGCUGUCCCCACGGCAUCGCCACCUCCCAUAGCAUCCGACCCGUCCAUCUGCCAUCCAACGCUUCACCUCAGCACCGACCCCACCUGCCCCGCCACACAAGCGCCGACAGCCGCAGAGGAUCCCGCGGCCACACCUAAUCCACUCCGCCUGCACUGCGGGGCCCACCCUGAGCGCAGCGCUGGGAGAGAGAGGUCGCUUAAAACCCAAGCAAUCCAACCAACCACGAGGGAUUAUUCAUAUCAAAAUUCAAAAAAAAAAAAACAAAUCAAAGCCGGAGGGAGAAGAAGAGUCGCGAAGGAAGGAAUGGGGAAGGGCAAGGUGCAUCCCUCGCCGUCGCCGGCAGCGGCGGCAGCGGCGGGCGGCGGAGCCGGAGGAGAGAUGACGGCGGAGGCGGUGCUGAUGCGGCUGCUGCCCGCGGCGGUGCUCGCGGCCGCGGCGCCACUCGGCGCCGAGGGGAAGGAGGUGCUGGCGUACCUGGUGCUGGCGUCGCUGCGGUCCUCGGCGCCUCCGACGCCGGUGCAGACGCCGGCGCGCGGCGGGGACGGGAUCGGGAAGGCGGCGGGGGAGCACCACCGGCCGGAGCUCGGGUGCGGCUGCUUCGCGUGCUACACGGCGUACUGGUCCCGCUGGGACGGGUCCCCGGAGGCCGACCGCGACGCCAUCCACCGCGCCAUCGAGGCGUUCGAGGAGCACCUGGCGGAGGAGGAGAGGGACCGCGGCGGAGGGAAGGGAGGCGGGGCCCGCCGCGGCCGGAAGAAGCGCGCCGGCGCAGCUGCUAAGGACGCCGCCGCCGCAGGCAAGGAGAAGGCCGGCAAGGCCAAGGGGAAGGGGAAGGGGAAAGAGAAGGAGAAGGAGGUCGGCGUCGUUGACCCCCUGCCGCCGCUUCCGCUGCUGCAUCCCGCGGGCGAUCCCCCUGCUGCCCCAGAGGAGGCCUCGAAGGCGGAGGACGGCGCGGAGUACCUGUCCGCGGAGGACGAGAAGGAGGAGGAGGCUUCGACCGCGGCCGCCGGCGGUGACGACGAGAAGCGGCGGCGCGGGUGGGGCUCCGUGCUGAGCUGGAAGGCAUGGGGCCUGUGGGGGUCCCACUAGUCAGUCAGUCAGCUCCGGCUCGGUAUUUUAUUUCUUUUCUGUUCAUAAGUUAGGUUUGGUGGUGCUUUAUUUGGUGCGGGGUUCUGAUGCUCUCGUUGCUACUGCGACUACUGGACACCACUGGGGGGUUUAGCUUGCUUAGCUGCUGCAGGUCGAUUUGGUUUGGUUGGUUACACUAGGCAGUGAGAAUUACUAGUGUUGACAGUCAGUCUCAUAUGCCAAAGCACCAUGAUAAUAAUGGCGAUGUCAUGUAUUCGAAAUGUUUGUUUUGUUGAUGCGGUGGGUCACGUGUUAGGCUCUUGUGUACUGUACAUAUACUACUACGCAGGCAGGCAGGGAGUGUGUGGUUGGUGUAAAUUAAUGAUUGUAAUAUACUGUAGUAGUACUAAUGUAAAUGUGGUAGCAGUUUUUGUUUUGACAAAUAAUGUGGUAGCAGUUGUUGUUGGUAU